AUUUGUCAUUCCCAACUAAAAGCGCAGCGCAAAGCGUACGUGCAAUAUUUUUGGUGUUCUUGCAAUGAGAAUGAAAAUCAAUUACAUAAACAAUAUGACGGACGCGAAUGAUAAUGCCUGUGACUAUGAUAUGGAAAUGGGAGCAGCUGGUGAUAUUGAUCUGAGCGUGGAAAUCAAAAAUCUAAUGCAAAAAUUUGGCGAGCAAACUUUAAAAAUGCUGGAAUCGCAAAAUAGUCGAAUAGGCAGCGCAGUGGCUAGAGACCAACAAACUUACAAAAAUCUUCUUGAGGAGAAGAUGAGCCUGUUGUGCGGCUUAAAUAGACCACAAAUUGACCCCAAUAAGACUACAAUACCGCAAAUUGACAAGAUCCAUGGCGAAAUACUGCAGCAAUUUAAAAAAUUGUUUGACUCGGAGGACGAUUACAUUCGUGCUUAUGACCAACAUUGUAAGGAGACUAUAAAAAAUAAAAAUAUCAACGAUGUUGGAUCACAAGUUGGAUUUGAUGAAUUCACCACCAUGCCCCACGCAGCUUUGGAGGAUUGCAUUGCUCAAUUACAGCGCCAACAUCUUAAACUCAAAAAAUCUUCCAAAGCGAUGCGCGAAAAACGCAUUGUAAAACAAAAGGAAUACGAGGCAAAGUAUAAUGCGAUUAUCAAGGAAAUUGAACAACUCGAAAAAUAUGACUUGGAGGUACAGGAGACACUCGAGCUGCUGAAAUUUGAAUCGAAGUAAAAACUUGGUUCGUUGCCUUACACACAAUCUGCUCUCUAGCCGUUUCAAUGAUGAAUGAAGAUUUGAAUUAGUUUUAGGCAUACAACAGCCGCUUGGCCUACUUGAAUUUGGCUUUCCCACUUGAAAUAAACUACUUGUAUUAAUUUA
Molecule: messenger RNA, 880 nt
Organism: Drosophila nasuta
Lineage: Eukaryota; Metazoa; Arthropoda; Insecta; Diptera; Drosophilidae
Gene: cona
Product: corona
Exons: 4
Coding region: 65-733 (222 amino acids)
Source: RefSeq, a predicted model, not a curated record